GCACGAUGGAAUCAUAUCGAGAAUUUGGAUGUUUUCUUUCGGAGGGUUUAUAAAUAUUACAUUAAUCAUGGCCUUACCUAUAUGAUUCUCAAUUACGUUUUUGAAUUAAUGCAAUUUCUCUUUAUAAUCCUCUUUACAACUUUCUUGAUAACUUGUGUCGAUUAUCCUGUCUUAUUUGGCGAUAAACUACCAUCCGGACAUACUGGUGAUUCUCAUAAAGUCACUAUUCCUGAUGCUGUUAGACCCCUUGGACAAUGUGUUAAUAGAUUUACAACUUCAAUCAUUUGUUUUUUGGUAAUUGCUUUUACUUCUUGGGCAAUGCGUCUCAUUAGAAUUAUAUGGAAUCUAUCGCAUUUCAUUGAGAUCAAAUCAUUCUACUCAGAAGCACUAAAAAUAUCAACGAGUGAGUUACAAAAUAUAACGUGGCAAGAAGUCCAAAAUAGAAUGAUGAAAUACCAACUUGAACAUCAAAUGUGCAUCCAUAAAGAACAAUUAUCAGAAUUAGAUAUUACCCAUAGAAUUUCAAGAUUUACAAAUUAUCUUGUGGCUAUGGUUAAUAAAGAUAUUAUCCCAGUAAGAUUGACAGUUCCUCUUAUUGGACAAAGACUAUUCUUCACCAAAGGAUAUUUAUAUAAUUUGGAAGCAAUUCUAUUUUGGGCUCCCGGCAGUCCUUUUGAUAAUGACUGGCACUUACGACCAGAUUAUAAAAAAGCAAAUAAGAGACAAGAGCUCGCAGAACAAUUGAGCACCAGGAUAUUUUACUUUGCUCUUUUAAAUAUUGUCCUCAGUCCUAUAAUUUUCAUAUGGCAAAUAUUAUUUUCCUUUUUCUCCUAUGCUGAGAUUAUACGAAGAGAUCCGGGAAGAUUAGGAAUUCGUCGAUGGUCACUAUAUUCACGCCAUUACCUGAGGCAUUUUAAUGAAUUAGAUCACGACUUAAAUCUUAGACUUGGUAGGGCCUACAAACCUGCGUCAAAGUAUAUGAAUAUUUUCUACUCACAUUUAUUAGCCCUUAUUGCAAAAAAUAUCGCCUUCUUCGCUGGUGCUAUGUUAGCGGUACUUUUGGCGUUAACAAUCUAUGACGAAUUUCUGUUGACCGUAGAACAUGUAUUAACUGCUGUAACUGUUCUUGGUGUCAUCAUAACAUCAUGUCGAACAUUGAUCCCCAAUGAGCAAGACGUUCAAUGCCCUCAUAAGGCCAUGAAAUCAAUUUUAUGUCACAUCCAUUAUAUGCCCGAUGACUGGAAAACUCAAGCUCAUACUGUUACCAUUAGAGAAGAGUUUUCAACCCUAUUCCAAUAUAAAUUGUCAUUCUAUCUAGAGGAACUACUAAGCCCCUUAAUUACGCCUUUUGUACUGCUUUAUGCUCUACGAACAAAGUCAUUGACUAUAAUAGACUUUUUUAGGCAGUUUACGAUAGAAGUUGAAGGUGUCGGUGAUGUUUGUUCUUUCGCGGAGAUGGAUAUCAAACGACAUGGAGAUCCAAAGUGGUUAUCGAGUAAUAAUCCUGAAAGAAACCAACAAUCUACCGCGCGUGAUGGAAAAAUGGAAUUAUCACUAAUUAACUUUCAGAUGAAAAAUCCGGAGUGGAAACCUAAUCCCGAAACUAGUCAGUACAUAAGUAAACUAAAGGAACAAGGUAACGAUUAUCUUUUACAACUAUAUUGUACGUCAAUCUUCGAUAAACUGUUACUUUACUAUAAAAAAUUUAAGAGCAUUCACAUAAGGGCCAUUUCUUUCUACAGCAAUAUCAGAAAGUGCAAGCUUUUCUUCACAGCAACAUUUACUCUCAAAUUUAUCGUCUUUGGUAUGGUAACAUACGUAAAUAAUGCUACUCUUUUAACUUCUCAACACUUUUUUUAG
Molecule: messenger RNA, 1860 nt
Organism: Trichoplax adhaerens
Lineage: Eukaryota; Metazoa; Placozoa; Uniplacotomia; Trichoplacea; Trichoplacidae
Exons: 20
Biological process (GO): protein localization to phagophore assembly site; autophagy of mitochondrion
Cellular component (GO): autophagosome; phagophore assembly site
Source: RefSeq, a predicted model, not a curated record